This is a messenger RNA of Siniperca chuatsi (mandarin fish), 1641 nucleotides long. RefSeq names its product tnfrsf1a-associated via death domain (gene tradd). The record is from RefSeq and is a predicted model, not a curated record. Gene Ontology annotation, molecular function: transmembrane receptor protein tyrosine kinase adaptor activity. NCBI's taxonomy places the organism in Eukaryota, Metazoa, Chordata, Actinopteri, Centrarchiformes, Sinipercidae. Bases 308 to 1186 code for a protein of 292 amino acids. The transcript is spliced from 5 exons. Gene Ontology annotation, biological process: extrinsic apoptotic signaling pathway; positive regulation of canonical NF-kappaB signal transduction. Gene Ontology annotation, cellular component: tumor necrosis factor receptor superfamily complex.
AAUGAUAAGUUAGACGCCGUGUGUGCCUGGUGCUGCGUCUGUUAGCUGUCCAGUAAACACUUCAGCAGUUCGUUUUGUCGCGCCGUGGCCUUAGUUUUACGGCACUUGUGCCUACUGUACGUGAGGUUUACCAACACGAGCUGUACUCAAACAAAAACCCUCCUAACUCCCUUUUUAUCUGUUUAACAUACCCUCCAGUUGGUCGAUUCAAACUGAAAUGCCGGUGCAAAACUCUUGAUAAAAAAUUCACACCUGUGGCAGACACCAUUGAAGCCAUGUACUGUAUGUCUCAAACUGUGUUCAGAGAAUGGCAGACAAGUCUGUGGAUCGUGGGCCAUGGACAGGAUGUGCGGUCAUGUUUCUGCAGUCGCUCUGUCCGGAUGCGAACCUGCUCUCUCUCUACAAAGACCAGCAAGGAAAGUUCAUCGUUUUCAAAGUCAUCAAGCUGACACUUAUAGAUUCUGCAGGAGGUCUUGGUGGUUAUGAGAUACUUAAGGUCCAUGACGCUGAUCCCUUUCUGGGGGUGGAGGUGAAGUUUGUGGAUGUGGCAGCAUGUCAGCAGUUCCUCGAGAGCUACAGCUCUGGAGCGGUGCGUCAGUCCCUCUCCCAGCAUGCCUGCCGGCUUCUUGCUCUUCCCCAAGAGCUCACAGUGGAAACCCAGCUGAAAGCCGGCACACACAUCCUGGAUCUCUAUCUGGACAAGCUGGAACUUUGCCUACAGCACAUCCACCUAUCACAGCCGGAGCGCCUGCGCGACGAGGAGAUUGAUCAUCUGGAGCAGCAGCUGCAGACUCAGGCCCUCGGUCCUGCCCCACAGUCCACCGCCAUCACACAGGAAGACGCUCCUGUCCCCAGCAACUGCUUCAAGUUUCAGAAUAGAGUGUUUGAGGACCGAAUGCUGACAGCGGCAGAUGUUCAGAGCUUUUCUAACGGAGCGGGCCGUCAGUGGAAGCAUGUAGGGAGGGCCCUGGGGAAGAGCUGCCGGGCUCUGAAGGGUCCGGCCAUAGACAACCUGGCCUAUGAGUACGAGAGAGAAGGGCUGUAUGAGCAAGCCUAUCAGCUGCUCAGCCGCUUCAUCCAGGCGGAGGGGAGAGCGGCAAAGCUGAGCCGGCUGGUCAAAGCACUGGAGGACUGCAAACUCACCAGCCUGGCUGAAAAUAUUCUGGACAUACAGCCACGAGAGUAACUCUGUGUAUGAGUCGUGAAAACUGAGGGGGACAGGUCCUCUGUACUCGAGGAGCGGUUGCCUUUAUCCUGCCUGCUUUAAAUACAGUAUGAUUGACGUCUGUCGUCCUUACGUUUAAAAUCAUUCCUGUGUGUGUGUGUGUGAGUGUGAGUGUGUGCAUGUUUCAGACAGGUUGUGUGAACACAUGCUGAGAGAUUUGAUUCAUAUCUUGAUUUGCUUUUCAAUUAUUAGUAUUCUUGAUUAUUGUUUCCAUUUAGAUGAAAUGAUCUGCAAUCACUGAUGAAAAAAUAUGCUGUCUUGAGUUUAAUGCACUGUUCUGCUUUAUAAGUCAUUUUACAGGUGGAACCUGUUGGGUCUUGUUGCUAAUGAGUGCACAACUGAAGGUUAUUGAUUUUUUUUUUCCUACAAAAUGGGUUCAUACAAAUUAAAUGGUUGUAAAAAAAAAAAAAAAAAAA